This is a messenger RNA of Physella acuta, 3549 nucleotides long. Its product is annotated as serine/threonine-protein phosphatase 6 regulatory ankyrin repeat subunit C-like. The record is from RefSeq and is a predicted model, not a curated record. Gene Ontology annotation, molecular function: protein binding. NCBI's taxonomy places the organism in Eukaryota, Metazoa, Mollusca, Gastropoda, Physidae.
AUGAGAAAUCGCGACAUAGAAUGUGUAAAAGAGCUGAUCAGGGCUGGAUGUUUCUUUAAUUGUGAUCGAGGAUUGGAGGCUUUAGAGAUGGCAAAGAAUGAACGCUUUAUGGCUGCUGUUGCCGAAGGCGAGAAAGCUAUGCAGAAAUAUCUUAAACAUGACUCGGACCAACAUGGGACCUCAUUUUGUGUGGCUUUUAUUAAUGAACGUAUUGAUUUACUCAAUGAAUUAAUAAACGCGGGGGUUUCCAUCAAUUUAAAAUAUUUAAAUUGUGAUAAUUUAUCGAGAAAGGAAGCUCUCAUUUACAUGCUCCCUAUUUCACCUCAAAACAAUCCUAGUGGAGCAGUUGGAAAUUUAGAGACAAUGCUUUCUCACACUGUACAGUUGCAAGAAACAUCAAUUGUGAAAAUUCUAAUUGAAAAAUACUCUGAUCUUGAUAUUGUAAAUUUCUCCAAAAAUAAAGCUCUUCAAGUCGCUUGUAGUGGUGAUAGAGUUGAGCUAAUAAAUGCACUGUUGGUUGGGGCUAAAAUGGAAGCGGUUAGUUGCUCUCACAUAGAAAUCGUUAAACUGCUUGUAUCCUCUGGCGCGGAUGUUAACUGUAUUGAUGAAGACGGUAGUACAUUAUUUAUAAAAGCUGUUCAAUCAAAACAAAUGGAGAUUGUCAAAUUUUUUUUAGAAAAGAAAGUAAAUAUUGAUCAAGCAGAUGAUUCUCAGAGUACAGCUCUUCAUUAUGCCUGCAGGUCAAAUAGUCUGGAAAUAGUAAAAUUACUUGUGAACGCUGGAGCUAAAGUUGAGGUUUUUAAUAAUGAAAGUUCGACACCUUUCUCCAUAGCAUGUAAGAUAUCCAAUAUGGACAUGAUGAAGCUUCUUAUCAAUGCAGGCUCGGAUAUAAAUUGUGUAGACACUUAUCAACGAACGCCUCUCAUAAACUCUAUUAGGGGAGAAAAUCAACAAAAACCUCUGUAUAACUUAAUAGGGUGUUUCCAUUACAGUGCACCUUAUAUAAAUUCUACUACGGAAAGUCACUUUGACACCACACAAUUUUUGCUAGAACAUGGAGCUGAUAUUUCAAAUGUUGACAUAGACGGAAUGACAGCCUUGAUGUGGGCAGCUAAAACAAAUAACGAACAAGUCUUUGAUCUUUUGCUUGACCUUAAGCCUGUGGUCAACUGUGUUGACCUAAAACAGACGACAACAUUAGCUUUUGCGGUCUUGAGCAGUAACGUACAUAUGGUAGCCAAGUUGAUACAAGCUGGAGCUGAUGUUAAUAUCGCCUCUAAUCGUCAAGUCAAAACCCAUGCAUUUUGUAUGAAUCCGAUUUUAAGCAAAAUGCAAAACAUUGUAGAAAAAUGUUCAAGUGGUAAAAACACACCGCUACAUUUAUCUGGGAAUUCGAGAUACGACAGCAACAAAAUAGUGAACUUACUGCUAAAAUCUGGAGCUAAUAUUCAAGCAUUGGAUAAACAUGGUAGAACACCUUUACAUAUCACAGCUACUGCGGGUAAUUUGGUGAUCUUGCAAUCUUUGUGUCAGUUUGGUGCAAAUAUAAAUGCUGUUGACAAUUACGGAAAUUCACCAUUAUUUACUGCUUUGCUAUUCGAACACAAAGAAGUAUCUAAAUAUUUAAUAGAAUGUGGAGCUGAUGUAAAUGUGAUAUGCGAGUCUCUAUGCACUCCAAUAAUUGCCGCUGUUUUAAGUAGUGACUCAGAGCUUAUACAUUUAUUGAUCCAACAUGGCGCAAUUUUAGAUAUCAAUAAAUAUUCCAAGCUAAUGGUUGCACUUGAACAUGGAAACGUUGAUGUAACAAUUGCUUUAUUAGAAAAUGGAGCUGCUACUAAUAUCCUAGAUACUAAAAAGACACCACCACUAACGAUAGCCAUAAAACAGGCUAUUGGUGCUUAUAUAUCCAAGGGAAGACUAAUAUACUUGGAUCAACUAACAAAUGGGAGAAAAGAAAUAAAACAUGUAGCUGAAUUAUUUUUAAACAAUGGCGCCAAUAUUUCAGCUACUGAUGAUGAAGGUAACUCUUGUCAACACGAAGCGGCUAAGUUUUGUAGCGCGAAUAUCUUUGAGUUGUUUGUAGCCCACAAAGCUGAUGUGAAUGUCCAGAACGCAAAAGGUGAGACGCCGUUAAUGAUAGCUUGUAGUGUUGGCAAUGUCGAGGUGGUCAAGUACCUUCUCACUGUUGGAGCUGAUGUGACGUUGGUGGAUGAAAACAAGGAUACAGCCUUGCAUCAUACGACUCUUAAUGGGAACAAAAUGUGGCGUACUACGGACAUUAUUUCAGAAUUUCCUCCAGAAAUUCCUCCAAAUCUAAACUUAAAAAACAACCAAGAAAACACACCACUUUUCCUUUUGACCAACGAUAAUAUGAUUAAUUACUUGAUUGAUGCUGGAACUGACAUAAACUUACAAAAUAAAUUAGGAGAAACAGCUUUACACAACGCCUGUAAUGUGAAUGUUGCACGUGUAUUAUUAGAAAUGGGAGCAGAUAUGAACAUUCGUACAGACAAUGGACAGACAGCACUAAUGUAUGCCACAGCAGCUGGUCAAUACUCAUUGGCUCAAUUUUUUGUAGAACAAGGUGGUUAUGUAAACAUGCAAGAUAAUUGUGGAAAAAAUGCAUUGAUGCUUGCCAUUGAUAAUUAUGCCCACAACACAAUGCUUACUAGGAAAUGUAUCAUUAAUUUUGUAACGAUUCUUUUAGAACAUGGGGCAGAUGUUAAUGCAAGUGAUGCCACAGGCCAGACCGCUUGUAUGAUAGCGGCAAAAAAAGAUUACACCGAAUACAUUUUGGAAGUUUUACCCAAAUUCGCAGCAUAUGGGGCUGAUUUGAAUCAGGUGGACAGUGAAAACAAAUCUGUUCUCGUUCAUAUUUUAUUAAACUUUUAUAGAAACAAAUUGAAUUGUAUUUUAGAUAUACUACAACUAGGCGCAGAUAUGGCAGUUGAUAAUGAGUACCGGUAUUUAGUCAAAGAAAUGAGUAACGAAAUUGAGACGCACAAAGAAUACGGGAGAACGACCAGUGACUUGUCACAAAGAUUGUUUCAGUUUUGUCUUGUGAAUGGAUGCAUUUUGUUAAAGGCAUUUAACCUCUGGGGAAUAGAUAAAGCCCUACAACUUCCUCACUUUAUGUCUUUUAACAGUUUAGUAUUUGUCAAAUAUCUUUUCGCCACCGGAAUGAUAUUCAAGUGUGAUCUACAAAGGUUUCGGAAGUUUAAAGAAGACAACUCGGUCAAUGCCACAACGCUGAAUAUUCCACCUGAAUUACAAUCAGCAAUCCAAGAACCCUGGCCACUGGUCAAACUAGCUUUUAUUGAAGUCUCCACCUUACUUGGGACUGGGCCUAUGAGAGAAGAAAAACUAAAACAGACCAAACUCCCACCAAAAUUACAGAGAACGUUGAUGUUUCAAGAACCAAUAUCAAGAUUACCUGUAGAAGACUGGUCUAAAAUACCUCUUUGUUUUGACCCAGUACAGUACGAGACUUUACCCUGUCCUAGACCUUUACUCUACUACUGGCCUAUUGGUCAUAGGCUCGUUGUUUAA